UUCCGCAGAUCGCGUGAAAAGAGCUAUCUCGCGUGCUCUUGCAAGCAGUUCGCCUUGUUUUCUUUGUGUGAACGGCUGUGCAGCAGUGUACUUCGAGCUGAAGCUGGCACUCGACUUUGCUGCAAAAUGUUCGCGAGGGUGCUCUUCGCGGCGAGCAUAAUUUGCUUAAGCACUGCAGUCCCCAUAGCCAAGCCAACGGACAAAGUUUGCCAGACAUUGAGCACAUCAUGCCAAGAUCUGUGGGUAGCGUCAUCAUGCAAAACUGUGAAACCCUGCAUAGAGAUGAUUUGGGAAAGGCUCGAAGUCCCCAUGGACAAGAGCAGUGUGUGCAACAUAUGCAAGGAAAUGGUUAAAGAAGCAAGAGACCAGCUCCUUAGCAAUGAAACUCAGGAGGAGCUAAGGGAAGUGCUUGAAGGCAGCUGUGCUCUCAUACCAAUUGGAUUUAUUAGCGAAAUGGUUGGUGCUGUUUGUUACUGCUUUGCAUGUCUCCUUUCUAAAUCUUUUUCUUUCACGUUUCAGUGCAAGGAAAUGGUUGACAGUUUCAUUCCUGAUCUAAUCGACAUCCUUGUUUCGAGGAUGGACCCAGACCAAGUCUGCACAAUCGCUGGUUUAUGCAAUCCCGAUUUCGUUACCAGGAAGCUUCAGAAUCUACUGCAGCACAAAGUUUUCCUAGCGUCAGUUCAGUCUCGUGUCUUCCUGCCUUUGACAAAAGUAGCGUCAACAUCAAUCACCAAAAAGGAGGCCACAUGUACUCAAUGCAAGACAGCCAUGAAACAUGCUAGGGAGCUGUUCCAGAAAUUACCCUUGGAAGGAGUCAGGUCUGCUGUCCUGAAGGUCUGCCACAAAAGGCUUGGCACAGCCAAUCCUGAGUGUUCUACAUUGGUGAAUGUUUUCUUGCCAUCAUUCUUCAAGUACCUGCAAUCAUUGAACCCUGAAGAAUUUUGUGCAUAUGUGGACCGUUGCAAGUCUGUGAACCCACCAAAACUGAGUAUCCCAUCACUUCCCAAAGCAAAUGAUGACUUGACCUGCGACUUCUGCAAGCAGCUUGUGGAGCAUGUCAGGCAAAUGUUUGCUGCAAACGCAACACAGGAAGAAUUUAAGCAGGCUUUGCUGAACUUCUGUGAAGAGCUUGGUGCUGCUGCUGAAGAGUGCCAGAGUCUUGUUGACAAGUACUAUGACACCGUGUACACUUACUUCCUUGAUGCCCUUGACCCAGAUGUUUUCUGUCAUACCAUUGGCCUGUGCUCCAACAGUGGCAUGAAGUCUGAGGAGAAGGCUCUAAACAAACUUUUCAUCAAGGCAAUGCAAGGUGCACUCCAGCAGAAGGGCCACCUCAAGAACCUCAAGGCUGCCAAGAAAUUGAAGAGUUACCUGGAACCACAGCAUUCAGUUCCUCUCAUCAAGGUCUACCCUGCUUUGCCCAAGAAAUACUUUGACAACAACCAGUCCGACAUUGCAUUUCCUAUGGUAAAGACCUUCCCUGCCCAGCAAAACUCGAGAGUUGAAGAUAUUUACACCUGUUCUAUUUGCAAGGCUUUCAUCACCCUUCUUGAGCAAGUCAUACCACUGAAUGCCACUGUGGAUGACGUCAAGUUCGUCCUUGACCAAAUAUGCGAACUGUUCCCUACAGAAACCGAAAGGAACUGUCGAAGCUUUGUUGAUAAAAAUGCAGAAGUAAUCCUCAAGUUCCUGGCAAAUGACGUUGCUCCUGCAGUCAUCUGCCAUGAAAUAACCCUCUGUUCAUCACUGCCCCCGAGAAAUACUGGUGCUGCUUCGGAUUCGCCCGAUUGUGACUACUGCAAGCUGACCGUCGAAUUCUUCUAUGACGAGCUAAAGAAAAAAGAAACUGAGGAAGAAAUCAAGCUGAUAGUUGAGAAAGUGUGUCAGCUGUUCCCAAGCAGCAGCAGGGACAAGUGCAUCAGCACAAUCAACACCUACGUGGACAUGGUGAUAUCCCUCGUCCUUCAAGAGUUCACCCCUGAGCAAAUUUGUCAGCAACUUGGCUUUUGUGCCCCAACUAUUCCAGCUAUUGAAUCUACACCUGUUAUUCUACCCAAGAAAGUCUCGGAUGACACAUGUGACCUAUGCAUGGUUUUGGCCAAGUUUGUCUAUGACAAAGUGAAGGACGAGAGAACUGAGGAGAAAGUGAAGGAAGCACUCGACCAGGCUUGCUCUCUGCUUCCCAGCUCAUUGGAGCAGAAGUGUGUCGAAAUGAUCAACAACUAUUAUGACAUGCUGGUCAGCCUCCUUGUCCAGGAACUUGAACCUGAUGAGGUGUGCAAAGAACUUGGCCUGUGCCCCUCCACAAAAAAAGCUUCAAGUGUUUCUUCUAAGAAGCCUACAGAUGGAGAGUGUGACAUCUGCAAGAUAUUGGUGAAGUUUGUCUACAAUCAACUGCAGGACAACAAGACUGAGGAAGAGGUGAAGAACCUCUUAGACAAGGUGUGCUCUCUGCUGCCAGACUCCCUAGAAAAGACAUGUACAGACACAGUGAACACCUACUACGAUGAGCUGGUGGAGCUUAUUGUGAAGGGCUUUACACCAGAGCAGGUCUGCCAAGAGCUCGGCCUCUGUCCGUCUGCAAAGAAAGCUGGUGUGCCCCCUGUUGCAAGUGUUUCUUCUAAGAAGGCUACGAAUUUGUGCGACGUCUGCAAGGUCGUGGUGACAUUUAUCAACGAUGAACUGCUGCAGAAAAACAAGACUGUGGACGACGUGAAGAAACUCUUGGGCAGAGUGUGCAUUGUGGUGCCAGAUCCGAUGAAACAGGCGUGUGCAGCCGCAGUCAACAACUACUGUGACCUGAUUGUGCAUUUCAUUGUUAUGGGACUAACACCUGAAGCAAUUUGCGAAGAGUUUGCCCUGUGUACUUCUGCAAAGAAACCUGGGAUGCCUCCUGUUGAAAGUUUUCCUUCUCAUAAGGCCACAGACGAUGUGUGCGACAUCUGCAAAGUCGUGGUAAAGUUCGUCUAUGAUGAACUGCAGGACAACAAGACUGAGGAGGAGGUGAAGAAACUCUUGGACAGUGUGUGCACACUACUGCCGGAGUCGCUGAAGCAAACAUGCAUGGACACAGUCAACACUUACUAUGACCAGCUGGUGCAGCUCAUUGUACAGGGAUUUACACCUGAAGAAGUCUGUGAACAACUCUCCCUGUGUACUUCUGUUUUAGCAAAGAAAGCUGGGAUGCCUCCUGUCUCAAGUGUUCCUUCUAAGAAGGCCACAGAUGAUGUUUGUGACAUCUGCAAAGUCGUGGUGAAGUUUGUCUAUGAUGAACUACAGGACAACAAGACCGAGGAGGAGGUGAAAAAACUUUUGGACAAAGUGUGCUCUGUGCUGCCGGAAUCACUGAAGCAGACGUGCACUGACACAGUCAACACCUACUAUGACCAGCUGGUGCAGCUCAUCGUGCAGGGAUUUACACCUGAAGAAGUCUGCGAACAACUCUCCCUGUGUACUUCUGCCUCGAAGGAGCCUGUUGCAACGAGGCCUGCCAAAAUUGCCAAUGAUGAAGAGUGCACGUAUUGUACAACAAUAGUUCAGUAUGUGUAUGAUGCUCUUCAGGAUGAGAAAACUGAGGAGGAGAUCAAGGAAGCACUAGAUGAAGUCUGCACCCUUUUCCAUGGAGAUAGACGGCAACAGUGUGUUAAUAUGGUCAACACAUAUUUUGAGAUUAUUGUGUCGCUCAUAGUUCAGGACUUCACGCCUCAGCAAAUAUGUCAGACAAUUGGACUGUGCCCAUCAAUUACUGGAAGAAAUAUGGAGUGCACCUUCUGCCAGUAUGCCCUUCACUUCAUCCAGAAUGAGCUUGUGGAGAAUAGCACUGAGGCUAGAGUGGAAGCUAUACUCGACAAAUUGUGCAGCAAACUGCCAAAUGACAUGGCUAAGGAAUGCAUGGCAUUUGUGGAGGAGUAUGGACCAGCUGUCAUGGUUCUCCUUGCUCAGGAAAUAGAUCCCAGCAUAGUUUGUGUGGCUAUCAAGGUCUGUCCUAAGGACGGGCUUCUGAAACAAUCUGACGUGAAACUGAAACUGAAUGAGUGUGCCACCUGCAAGGCUGCCACCAGCUAUGUAGAGGAAAUACUCAAGGAUACCAAGAAUGACCAGGAGGUUGCCAAGCAAUUGGCAAAUGCUUGUGAUCACGCUCCUAAGGCACUUCAGUCUCAGUGCAAGGCCUUGAUUAAGACCUAUGGGCCAGCUCUCCUCCGGACUAUUGCACAGGUUGGCAGUGGUGAAGAAGCAUGUAAGAAGUUGGAUAUCUGCUCCGAUGACGCUGCACCACACAAGCAUCGGCAGCUGAAACUAGGCAGCAAUCCAUGCACACGAGGUCCAGCCCACUGGUGUCAUUCGAAGGAAAAUGCCGCAGCUUGUAAGGCCACCCCAUUUUGCGAGAAAAAGGUGUGGAAGCAGUAGUGCCUCUUCCUAGAUUUUGUUUGAUACUCAUUUUACGUAGUACUUUUUUAAUUAGAAUUAUGGCACAAUGAAACACAAUCUUUGUUAUAUAGUUAGAUACAAUGGACAGGCUACUUAAAAAAACCAAAGCUUUUUGUUUUGUUUUCCUUGAACUUUUUAUGCUCGUUUUUGUUUUCUUUUAGCGUAAAUAAUGUUUCAAUUGUUCAAACAACGUACAUACUCUGUCAGUUUCUGUGCACAUUUUCGAAACUUGGCAAUAAACCUUGAAUACUGGUUUUUACUUGGGUCACUAAUUGGAAUGUGCAUUACUUCAUGUACAGCCAAGUAAAUCACUCUGUAAUUGUUCAGGAAUGUUUUAUGUUUAUGUUGCAAAGAAAGCACACAUGGACAUGGCAAAGCAGAUCUAAACUGUGUAACAAGUAUGCAGGAAGUGAGUAGACAACAGUGAAUAUCGUGUGCAGAAUGUAAAUAAUUUUAGCCUUAAACGAAUAUUUAGGGCAUUUCAUAAGUUUUACUUUAUUGAUGGGUCCUGAAAAUAUCAGCACUCUUACUAUAGAUGACUACUUAGUUGUGUAUAAUAUAAUGUUUUGCAGACAGUAGAUCGUGUGAGAAAAUGGGAAAUGUUAUGAAUUUUGUAAAACAAAGCGAUCUUGGGCUGCGACAGCAAUCUUAACAGUCAUGCUGUACAAGGUAUCGCUGCUUUUUUCAAACAAAAACGGCACUGUUAUAACACUUUCAGAAUUAUCAUUAACAGUGCAAAGUAACAGUGCUGUCAAUUCUGUAAAAGAUCCAAUAAAAUUGGUUUGAAUGUA
This is a messenger RNA of Rhipicephalus microplus (southern cattle tick), 5219 nucleotides long. RefSeq names its product prosaposin (gene Sap-r). Gene Ontology annotation, biological process: sphingolipid metabolic process. The record is from RefSeq and is a predicted model, not a curated record. Gene Ontology annotation, cellular component: lysosome. Lineage: Eukaryota; Metazoa; Arthropoda; Arachnida; Ixodida; Ixodidae.